CGAGAACAUUUUCAGCCUGAGUGUGUGUGUGUGUGUGUGUGUGUGUGUAGGAUAAGUAAUAUAAAAACACAGCCUUAGGACUCGGAUAGGUGUCUUCGUUUUUUUUUAUUUGCGGACGCGUUUAAUUUUUUAUUUCCAAUAAAAUAAACAAAAACAAAUCCAUCAAGUUGAUCCAGCUGCUUCAGCAAGCGGCCCUCACCAUGUCUGAGGGAGACUACGAUUACCUCAUCAAGUUCCUAGCCCUGGGGGAUUCUGGGGUGGGAAAGACCAGCUUCCUGUACCAGUACACUGAUGGCAAGUUCAACUCCAAAUUCAUCACCACAGUGGGAAUAGACUUCAGAGAAAAGCGGGUGAUGUACAAGUCCAGUGGACCUGAGGGUGCAGCAGGGCGGGGCCAAAGGAUACACCUUCAGCUGUGGGACACGGCCGGCCAAGAGAGGUUCAGGAGUCUGACGACAGCCUUCUUCAGAGACGCGAUGGGUUUCCUGUUGCUGUUCGACCUGACGAACGAGCAGAGCUUCCUCAACGUCAGGAACUGGAUGAGUCAGCUGCAGAUGCAUGCGUACUGCGAGAACCCCGACAUUGUGCUGUGUGGGAACAAGUGUGAUCUGGACGACCAGCGAUUCGUUAAGGAGGAGGAGGCUCGAGAGCUCGCUGAGAAAUAUGGGAUCCCGUACUUUGAGACGAGCGCGGCCAACGGUGAGAACGUUUCCCAGGCCGUGGAUGUCCUGCUGAAUCUGAUCAUGAAGCGCAUGGAGAGGUGCGUGGAUCGAUCAUGGAUCCCCGACGGCACCCUGCGCUCCAACGGCCACAGCGGGAGCGAGUUGGUCGAACCGCCGACGCAGGAAAAGAGCAAGUGCGCCUGCUAGAGGCCGAAACGCCGCCACUGCGCCAUCUUUUUUUACCCCAACAUCCACUUCGCUAACUUCAUGAGCGCAUAGAGCGAGCGCGAGAGCGGCCACUAGUGUUCAAACAGUGCCAUUAAGUCAUCGUAUACUGUUAUUGUACACCAGGCUGGAUUUCAUCUUUACGCUUUUUACAAUUUGUAAUCAGGCCUGAGGUUUAAAUAGAGAUUUGGAAAAAAAAAAUUUUGCAUAAAUAACGAUGUCCUUAACAGUCCAGACCAAUAGAUUCACAGGAUUUUCACACAGAAAUCUGAAGCCAGUACUCAAUAGCAUGUCCCAAGUGUAUCAGAGAUGGAUAUGAAUUGCGUGAAUGUGUAUAUAUUUUCUCACUAGAUACAAUCCGGGUGGGGUUACACAAAGUAAAUCUGCAUGUGUGUGUGUGUGUUUUACCUUUUGAUUAGGUUGAGAAAAAAAAGGAUCAAUACGUUAAGAUAAAAAAAAAAAAUAAAAUCAAGGUGAUUCAUUAAGACGUUCAGAAGCCCAUGUUUCCAGACAUGAAAAAAGCUACGGGCACCAACAUCGAUCCAGAUUUAAAAAAGAAUAAAUUGUAUAGAUAUACAUCCCUCACUCUCUGACUGGUUAGUAAUGGAAGUCUAUCUCAAAACACACAAAAAAAAAAAGUGUAGGCCACACCCACUUCUUCAUUGAUACAAUCUUCAUUAGCUAACAGCUGAGAUACUCUGCUUGGUUUCAUAUUGAUCGUAAAGCACAGCAGGUGGCGCUGUUAAAAAUCUCUCAGCUGUUUCCUAUAACUACAGUAAAACGGUUGAUGAUACGUACAUCUCCGUCCUUCUUUAGGGCUUUCUCCAAUGAGGGUCUUAGAUGGUGUACUAAUUGUUCUUCAUGUGAAUUUGGCGGGGGUGGUGCCUGUCAAGACUCGAACUCUAAAUAGGCUCCGCCCCUUCAGUUUUCAAAGGUGUAGCUGUUCAUAUGAAUAUCAAACGAUGUUAGUAGAUGUACUUAUGGAAAGGGUGGACUUUUGAUGGUAGGUAAAGACUGUAUAGAAUGUGUGUGCCUCUAUAGGCUCCGCCCCCAUGGCUUGUUAAACUUCAUAUGAACAUAAUAGCAAGAGUCUUGAUUGACUCCGCCCCUGAUUUUGAGGGUGUAGUUGUUGUACUUUAGAAAGCAAAUGUAAUGGAAGAACAUGUACGUGACCGCUAGCUUCUAAAAGUUAUAUAAUGUAAUUAUAGAGCUAAAAAUCGUACGGAGAUGAACUCUGUGAAUGAUCACGCGACAUCUUCCUGCGAGGUAAAGUCUCUUUAGGCUCCGCCCCUUUCUUUGAAAACUUAGUUGUACGUCAUAUGAAUGUCAUACAUACAAGUGCAUGUGAUAUUUGCUGAAAUGGACCUCCAUUACUAGCGAACGCAUCACGUUCGAUUUACGUUUUUCCUUUAGUCAUUGCGCAGACUUUCGUUUUUCAAUCGUUGUGUUUUCCUUCAUUUAUUCAUUUCAGUGCCUUUCAGUUCUUCUACAUCGACGUUAUAUCGUACAAUACGUGAUAUCCAGCGUCCUCGGUGUGCGUCAGUGCGGUUAAACGAUAUCGUACGACGUUUCCGUUUAAAAAUUGUAAAAACGGUGUGUAUCAUCGGGACGAGUGAGAAACGCUGACUUGCUCUACAUUUCAUUUAGCCUCUGAAUGAAUGUACUGGAUUCAUGGUGUUUUUUUUAUAACUCGGACCUCUCGAUACGACCCAGCGUGUUCCACUAGCUUCUAGAAUUUACGUCUGUAUAAAUAUAAGUGGAGAAAAUUAAAAAACGUGUGCGUGUGAAUGCAUUACAGCUCAUUAAUACCCAAGUCUUUGAUGCACUAUGAUACAGGACGCAGUUAUUCACACCUAAAGUGCCUAACCUAAUGUAUAGUCUUUAACACUGUAUCCAUGCCAAACACUGUCUCUAUGCCAAACCUGUUUCAGAAAAUAAAUAUAUUUUAUUAUUUAUUAAAAAUGGCUUCACAAUGCA
Messenger RNA from Silurus meridionalis, 2864 nucleotides. It is a transcript of the gene rab27a, whose product is annotated as RAB27A, member RAS oncogene family. Gene Ontology annotation, molecular function: GTPase activity; GTP binding. The record is from RefSeq and is a predicted model, not a curated record. Lineage: Eukaryota; Metazoa; Chordata; Actinopteri; Siluriformes; Siluridae. Gene Ontology annotation, cellular component: secretory granule; melanosome. Bases 201 to 869 code for a protein of 222 amino acids. The transcript has 6 exons. Gene Ontology annotation, biological process: positive regulation of exocytosis; melanosome transport.